GAGCUCAUUUCCAGGCCCUCUCCUUCCUUCUCUCUUGUCUGCCUCCUUUUACAUAACCUGUUGCAAAGCAAUAGCCAGGAAACCAAGCCUUGUCUCUUGUGAGCCUGGCAUUUGUCUUUGCUUGGGGCAGUGUUAUGUCACUGAGUUUGGGGUGAAGGUCAAGGUUAUAUACCAAAGCUGGUUUAUUCCUGGACAGUAUCGUAUGUCAUAUUUUCAUUGUUCUCUCAUGGACUAUGGUUAAUACAAACAUUAGUAUGUUAGGAAAAUAUGGGUGGAGAACAUUAACAUGGAUUUUGCAUGUCUACUACAUCAAUGAAAUCCAGGUGGAUUACAUUGCCAUAACAGAAAAGAAAGGUUCUGGUCCACAAGACACAUUCUGCGCACAAAAGUGAAGGCUGGCUGAGAACAAGAAGCAGGAUUUCCUAUGAUCCAGUGGUCCUGGUAUCCUAAAUGGCACAAAUUUCGGAGUACGGGGAAGACUGGUUUCAGAAGUUGUUGAGAGGUUUCCUGCAGCCUGAAAUGAUGGAGAGCCUCAGAUAAAGGACACCCCAAUUUUACACCCAAGGAAUAUUGCUUAAUAUGUAUUAAUCUGAAGUAAUAUACUGUAUGGUAAAGCAUUUAAUAGAGAGCCAACCUUCUAACACCCAGAGAGCAUUUAGUUUUUGUCCAGUCAAAACCACCUAAUGUAACUGCACAUGCUACAAUGGAAACUGUAAGACAAAUACAAAGUUUUGGUAUCUGUGUUACCUAUACGUAUCCUAUAGCAUCUGGUAUGGUAUUUGCCACUCUUCUAGUGUGUUGCUGCUCAUCUCUGAACAUAAGAGCUCGUCCACUUGUUCAUAAUUCACCCUUCCUUUCUAUCUGGAAUGCUCCUACAGAGCUUUGUACUGAAAGGACUGGAGUACAGCUGGACAUGAAUUUUUUUUCCUUCAUUGGAAGCACACUGAAGACAUCCACUGGGCAAAACAUCACUCUUUUCUAUCCAGACAGGCUUGGCUACUAUCCUUACAAAAAUGAAAUCACAGGAGAGGCGUUAAAUGGAGGACUCCCUCAACUCUCACUGCUGGAGAAUCAUUUAAAGAAAGCCAAAGAGGACAUCCAGUUCUAUAUUCCUUCAGAUGAACAAUUUGGAUUGGCUGUCAUUGACUGGGAAAACUGGAGACCUGUAUGGAUAAGAAACUGGGGAUCAAAAGAUAUUUAUAGGCAGGAAUCCAUUGAACUGGUUCAGCAGAGAGACCUCAGUAUAUCAGAAGCCGAAGCCAGGAUUAUAGCCAAAAUGGAAUUUGAAGCUGCAGCAAAAUCAAUUAUGUUGGAAUCUUUAAAGCUGGGCAUAGAAAUGAAGCCAAAUCGUCUGUGGGGAUAUUACCUUUAUCCAGACUGUUACAACUAUGAUUACAAACAAAACCCACAUAAUUACACAGGGACCUGUUUAGAUAUUGAAAUAGAAAGAAAUAAUGAGCUUAAUUGGUUGUGGGAGAAAAGCACAGCACUUUAUCCAUCUAUCUAUCUAGAGACAGCCUUAAGAUCUUCCAGAAAUGCCCAGCUCUUUGUUCGCAACAGAGUUCAAGAAGCCAUUAGAAUUUCUUAUGUCUCUAGUGCUACUCAUCCUCUUCCAGUUUUUGUAUAUACACGUCCAGUGUUCACAGAUGUCUAUGAGGAAUAUCUGUCCCAGGAUGACCUGGUAAAUACCAUCGGAGAAUCUGCUGCACUGGGUGCUUCUGGAAUUGUGAUCUGGGGUGAUAUGAAUUUAACACAAAAUAAGAACACCUGCAGAACUCUGGACAACUACCUUAGGAGGACCUUGACCCCAUACCUCAUCAAUGUCACAAUGGCAGCCAGAAUCUGUAGCCAGGUGUUAUGCCAAGACUCUGGUGCCUGUGUACGGAAAAAAUGGAAUUCCACUGACUAUCUUCACUUAAACCCUGAGAAUAUUGUCAUUCAAAUGACAAAGGAUGGAAAAUACACUCUACAAGGGCAGCCAGCAUUUCAGGAUCUGCAAACAUUCAUAGAAAAAUUUGAUUGCCACUGUUAUGCAGGGCAGAGUUGUGAACCGAGAGCUGAUAUAAAUGACAUCCAUUACCUCCAUGUUUGCAUUUCAGAAGAUAUUUGCAUUCAGAUAUCCUCAAAUGCGCUUUCUAAUAUAGAAGACUCUGAAGAAAAGAUCCUGUCUAACAGAACUGUAUUUUCGUUACCCUCCCAGAGUAAGGUGACAUUAUCUACACAUCCUGAAAUAGAAGAUUUCCAAUCUACCUUUGGAAAUAAUAUACUCAAUAUAACAAUUCCAAAACAUAGCACUGUCACAGCUGUGACUAAAUAUGAUUUAGAAGCAAAUGAUACCCGUACUUCCAGUAGUUCUUCAUCCUAUAAGAUAACCAUGUUUAAUCUGUUGAGUUUAAUUCUAAUUUUCAGAACAUUAAUACAAAUGACCUGUGAAAGUGAGAAUAUUCUUUUCUCUGGCUGUGGUUGAAAUUCUGUACGUUUUAUUUACAAAGAAAAACCAUUCCUGAAAGGCAUAUGGUCUUAUCUGUAUCAGGUAACCUUUUCUAUUGCAUAGGUGACACUUCAGCUUGAAUGUAUUUCUUCAGUUUAGUUCUAUAAACUACUAUCUGUGCCAAAGGUAUACUGAUCUGUAAAUAUGGAUUACACCAAAGGACAAUCCAGAAUAAGGAACUUUUUUUACAGUUUACAUUUUUAACAGUUAUCUUAAAAAA
Messenger RNA from Pezoporus flaviventris, 2711 nucleotides. It is a transcript of the gene SPAM1, whose product is annotated as sperm adhesion molecule 1. Gene Ontology annotation, molecular function: hyalurononglucosaminidase activity. NCBI's taxonomy places the organism in Eukaryota, Metazoa, Chordata, Aves, Psittaciformes, Psittacidae. The record is from RefSeq and is a predicted model, not a curated record. Bases 704 to 2467 code for a protein of 587 amino acids. Gene Ontology annotation, cellular component: acrosomal vesicle. Gene Ontology annotation, biological process: hyaluronan catabolic process; fusion of sperm to egg plasma membrane involved in single fertilization; carbohydrate metabolic process. The transcript has 4 exons.